Morus notabilis is the source of this 2096-nucleotide messenger RNA. Its product is annotated as glutamyl-tRNA(Gln) amidotransferase subunit B, chloroplastic/mitochondrial. Gene Ontology annotation, biological process: glutaminyl-tRNAGln biosynthesis via transamidation; mitochondrial translation. Bases 193 to 1854 code for a protein of 553 amino acids. Gene Ontology annotation, molecular function: glutaminyl-tRNA synthase (glutamine-hydrolyzing) activity. The transcript has 9 exons. NCBI's taxonomy places the organism in Eukaryota, Viridiplantae, Streptophyta, Magnoliopsida, Rosales, Moraceae. The record is from RefSeq and is a predicted model, not a curated record.
AAUAUGGAAUGGAUGACUGUUGGUAGCUCUUUCCUCUGGCUCUCUUUGCCGCUCAUCACCUUCACCAGCUUCGCUUACUCUCUCCCCGCUCUAAUUUAUUCCCAAGCUCAAAUUCUCACACUGCUUUGCACUCUGCAGAGACGGAUUUUGUAAAGUUUGACUGACACCCAUUUGAAUAAACAACACAACAUAAUGGCUUCCACAAUUUUCAGAAGCCUUCAAACCCGCCCUUUUUGUUUCUACCCAAAAGCGUUGUUCAGAAGAAAGAAUGGAAUUCUGUAUUGCACAAUGCAAAACACACAAGCCCAAACAGCCACACAAGAGAAGCCCAUUACUAAAACUACCACUCCCGAGUUGAAAAAAGCUCCUGCCAAUUACAAAACGAUUGAUGAAAAAAUCUUGAAGGACUACGAGGCAAUCAUUGGGAUAGAAACCCAUGUUCAGCUUUCAACUCAAACCAAGGCCUUUUGCAGCUGUGCCUACAGCUAUGGUGCCCCACCAAACUCCGGCAUUUGCCCGGUUUGUAUGGGCCUUCCUGGAGCUUUGCCAGUUUUGAAUUCAAAGGUCAUUGAGUUUGCAAUCAAAGUGGGGCUUGCACUGAAUUGUAAGCUGUUUUUGAACUCCAAGUUUGAUAGGAAACAGUACUUUUAUCCGGACCUUCCAAAGGGGUACCAAAUAUCUCAGUUUGAUGUUCCAAUUGCGAGUGGAGGGUACAUUGAUAUUGAUCUUCCAGUGGAGUUUGGAGGUGGGCAUAGGAGGUUUGGCAUCACAAGGGUUCAUAUGGAGGAGGAUGCUGGGAAGCUUAUUCAUUCAGAGAGCGGAAGUUACUCAGAAGUUGAUCUAAACAGAGCUGGGGUGCCCUUGCUUGAGAUUGUCUCAGAACCUGAUAUGAGAACUGGUAUUGAGGCCGCAGAAUAUGCUGCAGAAUUACAGCGUCUGGUUCGAUAUCUUGGAGUUAGUAAUGGCAAUAUGCAAGAAGGGUCACUUCGUUGUGAUGUCAAUGUCUCAAUUAGACCAGUUGGACAAUCAAAGUUUGGGACGAAGGUUGAGAUAAAAAAUGUAAACUCAUUCUCUUCAGUGAGCAGGGCAAUUGAUUUUGAAAUUUCGAGGCAGGCACUUCUUUAUAGUCAAGGACAGGCUGAUGAAAUUGUACAGGAAACUCGACAAUGGGAAGAAGGUGCUCAGAAAACUGUUGAAAUGAGGAAAAAGGAAGGACUAGCCGAUUACCGAUAUUUCCCAGAACCAGACCUUCCGGGAGUUACCCUCACUCAAGAAUAUGUUGAUAAUAUUCGCAGUUCUCUUCCUGAACUUCCAGAAAUGAAACGACGGAGGUACGAAAAUAUGGGUCUAAGCAUGCAGGAUGUUCUGUUCCUAGCACAUGACAUGGAUGUUGCGGAAUUUUUUGAUGCAACUAUAGCAAAUGGUGCGGAAGUGAAGCUCACUGCCAACUGGAUAAUGAGUGAUAUUGCUGCUUAUCUGAAAAAUGAAAAGUUGACGAUCAGUGAGGUUAAGCUUACUCCCCAAGAGUUGUCUGAGUUGAUAGCUUCAAUAAAAGGUGGAACUAUUAGUGGGAAAAUUGGGAAACAGAUAUUGUUUGAGCUUCUGGAAAAGGGUGGAACUGUCAAGGGAAUCAUAAAAGAAAAUAAUUUGGUUCAGAUAGCAGAUCCUGUAGAAAUUGAGAAAAUGGUAGACAAGGUGCUUUCUGAGAAUCCAAAGCAGCUAGAGCAAUAUUGCGGUGGAAAGACCAAGUUACAAGGUUUCUUUACUGGCCAGGUUAUGAAAUUAUCCAAAGGAAAAGCAAAUCCAGGGCUUCUGAACAAGAUCCUCCUCGAGAAAUUAAACGCCAAUAGUUGAUAAGCAUCAAGGUGGUCACCCGAAACGGACAUCUCGUAUUCCCUCGUUCUGCCUUGUUCAGACAUGCACAGCUUGCGUUUUUUUUCCUGUCAUUUUGAAGUCCUUUUCUAGUUUCAUCACGAGAUAUGACCUUGCUACUGGAUAAUUAACUUCAUCUGUCAUACAAACCAGUAACGUCUCAACUAUCAGCUGAAGACCGGCGAAUAAAUUCUCUUGCUCAUUGCUGCCCGCCCCCCCCCCCC